AUGCGUAGAGUUACACCUUCUGAUAAUAUAGAUCCUACGCGCAGUAAAGAAAUUGAGAAUAUUAUACAUUGCUCUCUUCAACACUUUGAAUACGAUGAUGCUGUAAUGCUCGCCGAAGUGUAUCAUGAAACAGUGAAUACUACUGAUUCGUUGUAUUUAUACGCUUAUUGUUUAACUCGAGCUGAACGUAUGGAGGCAGCAUAUAAUUUAUUGAAACUCAAAUUUCUUUCAUCUGCAGAAAUUCGUUAUCUGUUUGCACAUUGCUGUUAUCAUCUAGAAAAGUAUCAAGAAGCAGAAAUGGCUUUACGUAUGCAUGAUCAACCCAAAUUAGAUGAUUGUUUCACCAACACUUCUGUAGAAUCGUUUGCCCACAGUCUGCUCAGCAGAGUUUUCAUAGAAACUGGUCGACCUGAUGAAGCAGCUGAUGAAGGUAAAUUAGCAUUAGAGCAAAAUGUAUUCUCAUGGACGAGUUUGAAAACAUUGUGUAAUUUGGGCGUUGGAAAUCCAGAAAACAUCUAUACAAAUUUGUUGACAUGUGUUAAUGAAGCGCGUUCAGCAGAUAAACCAAAAACCUCGAAAAGCAUGGGUGUAGCAACGAGGAGCGCUGAUAAAUUGGCAAAAAGUGCGGAGAAAAGAACGCCAAGCGGUAGUAAAGAAAUUGAGCAAAAAGUAACUUGCUUUGCACCAAAAAAAAGUAAAACGAACAUAGUAGCUAAGCGAAAUACGGAGCUAGGUAUAGUCAGAAGACGACUGGAGGAAGGCAUGGAGACAAGGCGCAGCAUGCGCUCAUAUGGAGUCUCACAGGACAGCGAAAAUCAAACUGUUUCAAAGGAUUUGAGAUCUUCUACACGUUCUCGUGUUGUAGGCCUCUCUACAAGUGGGGUGCCACGUAGUUUGCAAGACAAGCAAUUACGCUCAGUGAAUCGCAUUAACGAAAUGGAAUUAUCGAAAACGCCACCACCAAUAGCUUCAAUUCAUAAACUUAUAGAAUCAAAUGAUGACCUCCCAGAUACGCCACCUAAAUUGCAAGAUGAAUCUGCUCUCCAAGCGCAAAAAAGCUCAUUAAGCCGUACACGUUCAGGCUCUCAACCUUGUGUUAUUCCCCUUUCUUCACACGACCAAAAUACUGUACAAUUUAAACAGGAACCAGAAUCAUUGGAUCUCUCGUUUGUUUUCUCGCGUUCAUCAUCCAGUGUAUCGCUGACAUCUUCCUGUUCACCCAAACCACCCAAACAUCGUAACAGGGAGAAGUUUCGAUUGGAGACAUGUACCCGAAUAAUGAAACGUUUGCAAAGUUUCCUCUCGAAGCCGCCAUCAAUUCAACGUCUUCAGCAUUGUAUUGCUGACUGGUCUGCUUUAUUCACAACAGUGGUAGAACACAUUAGUUGGUUAGCUAUGCUUCAAUGUGCUGUGGCGACAUACAGGUCAAACUCAGUAAUUGGUCGCUACAACCUGAUGCCUGAAAAGUGUAAAAAAUUCGCUUUGGCCAGAGAAUUGCUGGCUCGGGCCUAUUUGGAAAAACUCGAUUAUACAAAGGCUACAGAAAUCCUGGAAGAACUUCGUCGAGAAUUUCCACAUCGCGUUGCGGGAAUGGAGAUUCUUUCAACAGCACUGUGGCAUGCGCAAGAUGUCCGUCGGCUGUCGGUACUUGCCAUGCAAAUAACAGAGGAAUGUCGCUUUUGUCCUGAGGGUUGGUGUGUAGCCGGUAAUUGCUUCAGCGUGCAAAAGCAGCAUGAUACAGCCAUUGAAUGCUUCGAACGUGCUGUUACUAUUAAUACACGUUUUCCAUAUGCUUAUACGUUGUUAGGACAUGAAUUGCGAGCACUUUUACUUUGUCCGACAGAUUAUCGUGCAUGGUUCGGAUUGGGUUUAUUACAUUUUAAAAAAGAACAAGUGAACCUUGCUCGUGUUCACUUAAGCCGAGCUGUAGCAAUCAAUCCGUUUAAUUCUGUUCUGCUAUGUCAAUUAUCGGUUGUUGAACAAGCGUUGCACCAUAAUGAUACGGCAAUGGAACUGUUACAGAACGCUUUGAAGAUUUCACCAAACAAUGCCGCCUGCAGAUUUUAUCGUGCUCGUUUGCUGUAUGAAAUGCAUGAUUAUGCUCAAUGUCUUGAGGAAUUAAAUGAUUUAAAACUUAUUGCUCACGAUGAAGCGCAGGUAUUUUUCCUUCUGGGUCGCGUACAUAAAAAGCUUGGUGACACACAUCUAGCGUUAUUAAACUUUAGUUUGGCAGCCGAAAUGGAUCCCCGUGGAGAACAAAGUCGCAAUAACUUUACUGAUGCACCCUAUGAUGACGAACCUUCCUCUCCUCAUUCUGAAUGA
Acanthocheilonema viteae is the source of this 2322-nucleotide messenger RNA. The record is from the annotation of a GenBank genome assembly. Lineage: Eukaryota; Metazoa; Nematoda; Chromadorea; Rhabditida; Onchocercidae.